Molecule: messenger RNA, 2460 nt
Organism: Fusarium coffeatum
Lineage: Eukaryota; Fungi; Ascomycota; Sordariomycetes; Hypocreales; Nectriaceae
Exons: 2
Coding region: 1-2460 (819 amino acids)
Biological process (GO): transmembrane transport
Molecular function (GO): transmembrane transporter activity
Source: RefSeq, a predicted model, not a curated record
AUGGAAGGCUCCUCAAGGGAUAUCAAGGACGAUCCCGACCUCGAGGUCGGUCCUGAACCACCCAAGCCAACAGUUGCUGGCAAUGGAUCAGGAAAUCCGCCCAGCCCUCAGACCGCUGCUGCGGCUCUCAAGAAGGACAGAGCACGCGUGAGGUUUAACAGCAAUGCUGCUGCCAAUCCUCCACCAACAUCCACCAAUCCUCCUUCCACUCCUCAAGCUCCAGGCGUUACCAGACCUAGACCUUCACUCUUACGCGGACCCUCUGCAGAAGCUGUCAAGACUCUCUCAGAUGCCAAAGAUGGCGACGAUGACUCGGAUCCUGAAUCAAAGGAGGCCAUGGUCGCUGCACGAGAACGUGCUCGUAUCAUGGCUGACAACAUUCACAGAGAUUCAUCUGCUAUCGACCGAGACUCACUAGAGUCCAGCGCUGCCGGAACACCAGGCUACGACAGCCCGUUCAGUAUUCCCCUCCAGGAUCUCACCGAAGCAGGCACCAGCAAGGACGGUUUCCACAAGCUCCCCUCUGAAGAUAAAGAGGGGCAUGGUUUGAAAGAUGAGGCUUUCAAGCUCGUCCGAGCACACACCAUGCGUUUCGGACCCAGCGCCGGCAGUGGUUCGGACUCGCCUGAAGAUAAGGAAGGCAAGGGCAAGGGAAAACAGCAUGAAGAGAGAACUUUGACCGAAUUAAACGACGGAAACUUUGAUGGAGUUCUAUACGAUGUGCCUGCACCCGAACAGUACCGCGGAAGCGUUCUGUCACAGCUUCUGAAGCUUUACAAGCCCCCAGAGCCAUCUUUCAAGGGCACACACCACCGAGCCGCGUCUACUUCCUCUGUCAUCAGUGAUGGCACUCCUACCGUUCAGGGCACGCCAUCUGGAGCCUCCACGCCCAGACGAAAGUGGUACGAGGCAAACAAAUCACAGGAUACGCUCGCAAACCUUAUCGAGGCUUCUUCGCGACUUGCCAAUCCCGUUGAUGCAGCAGGUGGAGACAAGGACAAGGACAAGGACAAGACGAAGAAGAAUGGAAAGAAACCACAGCGACCAGCCAACCGACGAACUCAAAGUGCGAACCGACUCAGCGGGUUGUGGCAGCAACAAGAAGCACGUAUCACUGUUCACAUCGCCGAGACUUUGGCCCGACAGGAUUACAUCAUCAAACUAUGCCGUGCUCUGAUGCUAUUCGGAGCUCCCACCCAUCGAUUGGAGGAGUAUCUCAGCAUGACAGCCAGAGUUCUUGAGAUUGAUGGCCAGUUCCUCUACCUACCAGGAUGCAUGAUCAUCUCUUUCGACGACAAGUCAACCCACACGACUGAAGUCAGAAUUGUCCGUACUGGACAGGGCAUUGAUCUUGGUAAACUCAAGGACGUCCAUCUCAUCUACAAGGAAGUCAUGCACGACGUCUGUGGCGUUGAGGAAGCGACUGAGAAGCUCGAGAACCUGAUGAAGCGCAAGGACAAGUUCCACAAGUGGCUCCGAGUUGUCAUGUUUGGACUCAUGAGUGCUACCGCUGCUCCCUUCUCGUUUGGCGCCCGUCUGAUUGAUCUUCCCCUCAUCUUCGCUUUUGGUUGUCUUAUUGGACUGCUGCAGCUCAUUGUGGCACCCAACUCUGCUCUCUACAGCAACGUCUUCGAAGUGUCUUCCACCGUUCUUGUUAGUUUCUUGGCCAGAACGUUUGGUAGUAUCAAAAAGGACGGCGAAGAAAUCUUUUGCUUUGGUGCAUUGGCACAGGGUGGUAUCGUCAUGUUGCUGCCCGGUUACAUGGUUUUGUGCUCCGCCCUCGAACUCCAGUCCCGCGCUAUCGUCCCUGGCUCGAUUCGAAUUGUAUACGCCGUCAUCUACUCCCUCUUCCUCGGGUUCGGUAUCACCGUCGGUUCCGCUCUUUACGGAUUGUUCAACUCGGCCCCAUCAAACACGACACAGUGUGCCGAUGCUAUGAACCCUUACUACGCAUUCCUCUUCGUUCCUCCCUUCGUCGUCAGCCUGUGCAUCAUCUACCAAGCGAAGUGGCGCCAGAUGCCCGUCAUGGUCAUUGUCUCUUUCGCCGGAUACAUGGUGAACUACUGGUCAGCCCAGAAGUUCAUCUCCAGCCCUCAGAUCUCUAGCACUCUCGGUGCAUUUGCUGUCGGUCUGCUUGCCAACCUCUACUCUCGAAUUCGACACGGUGUUGCAGCUGCGAUUCUUAUCCCCGCUGUAUUCUGCCAAGUGCCAGGAAGUCUUGCGUCCACGGGAGGGCUGCUCAGCGGUUUGAAGGUUGCCAACGCCAUUACCAACGCAACUGGUGAGGUCGAAGGAACAUCUUCCGUGCAGUUUACACCGGGCUUGAGCCCAGACAACCUGGUGUUCAGUGUCGCUGCCUCCAUGAUCCAGAUUGCCAUCGGUAUUGCCGUUGGUCUCUUCAUGAGUUCACUGCUCAUCUACCCUCUGGGUAAGCGUCGCAGUGCUCUUUUCAGUUUCUAG